UGCUGUUAACAGAACAAAUGUGCUGUUAAACAGAACAAAGAUCAGUCACUCAGAAAGUCUUUGUGCAAUCUUUUGCCAGACGCCUGGCAGCUAUGAUGCAGCAACUCUUUUGGUUGUAAAGAUGAAGUUAAAGUAUAGAGAGAGGGGCAUUUCAAGCACUGUCAGAAAUCCAAAGGAACUGUGUGAAGAAUUGUGCAAUCCGAACUAGAAUCCAGUUGGGUUGUAGUGAAUUUCUGUUAAUUUUUGAAGUUACAGAUGCGUGCUCGGAACCAGACAUUGACAACCAUGCUCACUUUGAGCAGUAUACUACUUGGCAUAAAAUAAGACUUUUUAUGAAAAAUAUGUACUUAAAAUAGUUCAGGGAUCUAGUCCUGUGCAUUUGUAGAGGGCAUGUUUUAUGUAUUAAAAGCUAAGAAUUUUGGCUGUCAGUCUAGAAAACUCCUGUAUUAUUUUUUACAUAUACAGGGUAAGGAAUUCCUGUUGUACUGUUACUGUAAAUAGCAUUGUACUUUUUACAUGCCAUACUUGCAGCUGCAGCAGAAGCAGAGAUUUCUCUUGAAAUGGAAUGCUGACCCUGUGAAAAUCCCCCAAACAAUGAGACAAAUACGUCUGUGCUGGUCAGUGAAAGAACAAAGCUAACGUUCCAGAAGGACAAAGCAAACAACACCACAAAACCAAAAACCCACUUGGGUCGGCAACUCCUACCAGUGUGGGUAUAGCAGAGGAGCGACAAGGGAAAGUCAAUUUGUGCAGUUCAGUGGACCCAGCUGCAUCAUGCCCUUGCCAAGGCGUAAGUCUUCAUUCUUGGGGCAGCAGCCCUCCUCCACAACAGAAAGCAUUGGAGCCAGCAGCCGCAGGGUAAGCGUUGGGGGUGGAGGAGUUCUCUCCAGACCCCGAGGUGUCUAUGUGGGUUCUGCCCCCACUGGAGGAGUGAGCAGUCUCGGGACCCGUGUGUCCCGUAGAGCCCUGGGCAUCAGCAGUGUCUUCCUACAGGGCCUGCGUAGCUCCAGUUCAACGGUACCUUUAGCCCAGGGUCUGGAAAAAGCAAGGGGCCUGUCUUAUGAAAGCCUGAAUGGGCGCUUGGUAGAGUACAUAGAUAAAGUGAGAGCUCUAGAACAGGUCAACCAAGAGCUGGAGGAGCACAUCAGAAUCUACCUGGACAAGAAGUCCUCCAGUGUCAGCAGCUGGGGAGCACUGAGAGAGAACUGGGAAACCAUCUACCAUCAAGUGGGUGAUGCAGUCCUUGAAAAUGCUCGUCUUAUGUUGCAGACGGAGAAUGUUCAAGCCUGUGCUGAAGAUUUUAAAGACAGAUAUGAAAAUGAGCAACCAUUUAGAAAGGCAGUGGAAGAUGAAAUAAAUUCCUUAUAUAAAGUGAUUGAUGAUGCUAAUUUAACUAAAAUGGAUCUGGAGAGUCAGAUAGAAAGCAUGAAAGAAGAACUAGCUUUGCUGUCAAAGACUCAUGAAGAAGAUGUAAAAGUAUUAUAUAAACAGCUUGCUGGAUCUCAUUUGGAGGAGCUAGAUGUUCCCAUUGGAACUGGCCUAGAUGACAUACUGGAAAAAAUCAGAAUUCACUGGGAGAAGGAUAUUGAAAGAAAUCGUGCUGAGACUGGUGCCUUGCUCUAUACCAAGCAGGACACAGAAACAACACCUACUGUACGAACACAAGAGGAGGAAUUGGUAGAAUCCCUGAGAACUGAAUUCCAUGAUACAGCCUGCAAAAUACAAAGUCUGCAAGCAGAGACUGAAUCUUUAAGAACUUUGAAAAGAGGUCUGGAGAACUCCUUAUAUGACGCUAAACACUGGCAUGACAUUGAACUACAGAACCUAGGCUCUGUCAUUAACAAGCUAGAGGCAGAAAUGGGAGAAAUCAAAGCAGAAACUGAGCAGCAGCAGAGAGAUCGUGAAAAUCUGCUGUCCCACAAGCUACAGCUGGAAAAGGACAUUGCUAAAUACCACUGCCUUCUGGAUGGAGAAGCCAGCAGUUGAUUUUGAUGUUCCUUGUGCACAGAAGACAACAUUGCUGUUCAAACAAAAAGAUGUCAUUGACAACAAAUGUUCGUGGAAAGUUAAAAAAAAAAAAAUCCAAAGCAGCCUGCUUUAUUCAGUUUGAUUCAACGAUCUAAGUAGGUUGUAGCUUGAACAACUUUCUUAGAAACUCCUCACGUGAUUGCUUUGCUUACACCUUUCAAUUUGCCCAUGUUGUUAAAAUUAAAAUAAAAAGAAAGAAUAAUCAGUUUUAGUUGUUUGAAUUUUUUCCUCCAACAUUGCUUACUGCAGCUGAAAGGCAUAAGAGCACAGACCUUUUGUUUAUCCAUUACAUACUGUGAACUACCUCCUUUUGCAGUACAAAGAGUCUAUAAUACUAUCAUUUGUUUGCUGUGCAACAAGCAAAAAAAUGUAUUUUUAAAUGCAAUGGGUGGAAAUGUCUAUGUUGCAUCACAAGAUGCCUUAUUACUGUAUAAUGUAUUGUACACUAAUAAGUCUGAGGCAGAUAAAGCAUGACAAUAAUUUGUUGCAAUUAAUUUUGCAGUAAGCAGGCGGGGUCAGCAGCAGCAAGGCAAACUUUCCAUCACUGCCCUGUAAACACACCUUAAUUCUGUUCUAGAGGAAAUCUGUCCAAAGAUAAAAGAAGUUUGUU
Gavialis gangeticus (Gharial) is the source of this 2638-nucleotide messenger RNA. RefSeq names its product beaded filament structural protein 2 (gene BFSP2). The record is from RefSeq and is a predicted model, not a curated record. Gene Ontology annotation, cellular component: intermediate filament. NCBI's taxonomy places the organism in Eukaryota, Metazoa, Chordata, Crocodylia, Gavialidae. The transcript has 7 exons. Gene Ontology annotation, biological process: intermediate filament organization. Bases 775 to 1986 code for a protein of 403 amino acids. Gene Ontology annotation, molecular function: structural molecule activity.